AUGAGAAAGCCUUACCAACGCCCUGCUGACAGGGUACCUUUUGCUGGAAGGGGUGAAGCACGUGUUCCUAAGGAUGAUGUCGUCUGUUACAAGUGCAACCAGAAGGGGAACUAUGCGAAUGAAUGUGGAAAGGAGGUUGUAUGCUGGAAGUGCCAGAAACCAGGGCAUGUGGAGAGGAAUUGUCCUAGUGCUGCUAAGGCCGAGCCAGUACUGAAUGCUGCCAGGGGAAAGCGACCUUCUGCUCCAGGUCGUGUGUUUGCAAUGUCUGGGGAACAAGCUGCUGUGACCGAUGAUCUUAUCCAGGGUACGUGUGUUAUCGCUGGAACUUCUUUAAUGGUGUUAUUUGAUUCUGGUGCUACACACUCAUUCAUUGCUGAGGAGUGUAUGGAAAAAGUUAGGGUUGCUAAAUGCUGA
Messenger RNA from Lotus japonicus, 414 nucleotides. RefSeq lists its product as uncharacterized. The transcript has a single exon. Bases 1 to 414 code for a protein of 137 amino acids. NCBI's taxonomy places the organism in Eukaryota, Viridiplantae, Streptophyta, Magnoliopsida, Fabales, Fabaceae. Gene Ontology annotation, molecular function: nucleic acid binding; zinc ion binding. The record is from RefSeq and is a predicted model, not a curated record.